AUGGGUGACAAUGAGUCUGAUUGGUACCAGGCUGUAACCAGAUUCAAACCCAAGCCUGGUGAGUAUGAGGCUGUCACCAGGUUCAAACCCAAGCCUGGUGGGUACGAGGCUGUCACCAGGUUCAAACCCACACCUGGUGGGUACAAGGCUGACACCAGGUUCAAACCCAAUCCCGGUGGGAACGAGGCAGUCACCAGGUUCAAACCCACGCCUGAUGGGAACGAGGCAGUCACCAGGUUCAAACCCAAUCCCGGUGGGAAGGAGGCAGUCAACAGGUUCAAACCCAAUCCCGGUGGGAAGGAGGCUGUCACCAGGUUCAAACCCAAGCCUGGUGGGAACGAGGCUGUCACCAGGUUCAAACCCAAGCCUAGUGGGUACAAGGCUGUCACCAGGUUCAAACUCAAUCCCGGUGGGAAGGAGGCUGUCACCAGGUUCAAACUCAAUCCCGGUGGGUACGAGGCUGUCACCAGGUUCAAACUCAUGCCUGGUGGGUACAAGGCUGUCACCAGGUUCAAACCCAAGCCAAGUGGGUACAAGGCUGUCACCAGGUUCAAACCCAAGCCUGGUGGGUACAAGGCUGUCACCAGGUUCAAACUCAAUCCCGGUGGGAAGGAGGCUGUCACCAGGUUCAAACUCAAUCCCGGUGGGUACGAGGCUGUCACCAGGUUCAAACUCAAUCCCGGUGGGUCCGAGGCUGUCACCAGGUUCAAACCCAAGCCCGGUGGGAACGAGGCUGUCACCAGGUUCAAACCCAAGCCUAGUGGGUACAAGGCUGUCACCAGGUUCAAACCCAAUCCCGGUGGUAACAAGGCAGUCACCAGGUUCAAACCCAAGCCUGGUGAGUAUGGGGCUGUCACCAGGUUCAAACUCAAGCCUGGUGGGAACGAGGCUGUCACCAGGUUCAAACCCAAUCCCGGUGGAAACAAGGCAGUCACCAGGUUCAAACCCAAGCCUGGUGGGUACGAGGCUGUCACCAGGUUCAAACCCAAGCCUGGUGGGAACAAGGCUGUCACCAGGUUCAAACCCAAGCCUGAUGGGUAUGAGGCUGUCACCAGGUUCAAACCCAAGCCUGGUGGGUACGAGGCUGUCACCAGGUUUAAACCCAAGCCUGGUGGGUAUGAGGCUGUCACCAGGUUCAAACCCAAGCCUGGUGGGUAUGAGGCUGUCACCAGGUUUAAACCCAAGCCUGUUGGGUAUGAGGCUGUCACCAGGUUCAAACCCAAUCCCGGUGGGAACGAGGCAGUCACCAGGUUCAAACCCAAGCCUGAUGGGAACGAGGCAGUCACCAGGUUCAAACCCAAUCCCGGUGGGAACGAGGCAGUCACCAGGUUCAAACCCAAGCCUGGUGGGUACGAGGCAGUCACCAGGUUCAAACUCAAGCCUGGUGGGUAUGAGGCUGUCACCAGGUUUAAACCCAAGCCUGGUGGGUACGAGGCUGUCACCAGGUUCAAACCCAAGCCUGGUGGGUAUGAGGCUGUCACCAGGUUCAAACCCAAGCCUGGUGGGUAUGAGGCUGUCACCAGGUUCAAACCCAAGCCUGGUGGGUAUGAGGCUGUCACCAGGUUCAAACCCAAGCCUGGUUGGUAUGAGGCUGUCACCAGGUUCAAACCCAAGCCUGGUGGGUAUGAGGCUGUCACCAGGUUCAAACCCAAGCCUGGUGGGUAUGAGGCUGGCACCAGGUUCAAACCCAAUCCCGGUGGGAACGAGGCUGUCACCAGGUUCAAACCCAAGCCUGGUGGGUAUGAUGCUGUCACCAGGUUCAAACCCAAGCCUGGUGGGUACGAGGCGGUCACCAGGCUUAAACCCAAGCCUGGUGGGUACGAGGCUGUCACCAGGUUUAAACCCAAGCCUGGUGGGUAUGAGGCUGUCACCAGGUUCAAACCCAAGCCUGGUGGGUAUGAGGCUGUCACCAGGUUUAAACCCAAGCCUGGUGGGUAUGAGGCUGUCACCAGGUUCAAACCCAAUCCCAGUGGGAACAAGGCAGUCACCAGGUUUAAACCCAAGCCUGGUGGGUAUGAGGCUGUCACCAGGUUUAAACUCAAGUCUGGUGGGUAUGAGGCCGUCACCAGGUUCAAACCCAAGCCUGGUGGGUAUGAGGCUGUCACCAGGUUCAAACUCAAGUCUGGUGGGUACAAGGCUGUCACCAGGUUCAAACCCAAGCCUGGUGGGUACGAGGCUGUCACCAGGUUCAAACUCAAGCCUGGUGGGUAUGAGGCUGUCACCAGGUUCAAACUCAAGCCUGGUGGGUAUGAGGCUGUCACCAGGUUCAAACCCAAGCCUUGUGGGUACGAGGCUGUCACCAGGUUCAAACUCAAGCCUGGUCGGAACGAGGCUGUCACCAGGUUUAAACCCAAGUCUUGUUGGUACGAGGCUGUCACCAGGUUUAAACCCAAGCCUGGUGGGUAUGAGGCUGUCACCAGGUUCAAACCCACGCCUGGUGGGUACGAGGCUGUCACCAGGUUCAAACCCAAGCCUGGUGUGUACGAGGCUGUCACCAGGUUCAAACCCAAGCCUGGUGUGUACGAGGCUGUCACCAGGUUCAAACCCAAGCAAGAGUUAUUCUGCUAA
Molecule: messenger RNA, 2568 nt
Organism: Mya arenaria
Lineage: Eukaryota; Metazoa; Mollusca; Bivalvia; Myida; Myidae
Product: adhesive plaque matrix protein-like
Exons: 3
Coding region: 1-2568 (855 amino acids)
Source: RefSeq, a predicted model, not a curated record